UCUGCGCACGUCUCGUCACUUCUCGCGAGAACACAACCGAACCCGGGAAAGGUCCUAACAGCUCGCUACUGCUCGAUGAAGCAAACGUUUGCCUGUCUUGUGGGCAUUUCACGGCUUUACUCCAAUCCUUCCGGGAGGAAGAUGACUCUGACGGCCACGUCUUCCUCGCACAAGACCAGCAUUUUGAGUAAAUUGGACCGUCUCAGGAAGCGCGACGUCCUGUGCGACAUCACACUGAUGGUGGAGGACGAGCACUUCCGGGCGCACAAGGCCCUGCUGGCGGCGAGCAGCGACUACUUCUCACAGCUCUUUACCAACCAGGACCAUGGAGGCGGCGGCGGUGGCGGUGCCACCUGCCGGCUUGACGGCGUGGCGGCCAGCAUGUGCGGCGCCGUGCUGGACUUCAUCUACAGCGCUCAGGUGUGCGUGGAGAAAGGCGGCACCCGGCAGCUGCUGGCCGCCGCUCGUCUGCUGCAGGUGGGCGACCUCGUCGAGGCCCUGCUGCCCGGACUCGGCGAGGGGGCGGAGCCAGAGCCGACCGCGCCGCCGAGGACCAAAAGGGCGCGGCCAAAGACGACGGUGGCGACGAGUAAGUCGGGAGAGGAAGACGACCGCGCCGAAGGAGCGUCGGAACGCGAAGAUCGGUCGAGUCGACGCAGGCGGCGCAAGAUCACCCCGCCGAUGAAGUACAGCGUCUUCAAGGUGGGCGCCGACGCUUCGGGAGGGGGAGAGUUGGGGAGGAGAGGAAGGAGGAGGAAGUACCCCGACACGGAGGCCAGGUGUGACGACUGCGGCAAAGUCUUCAAGAACCAUCUUUUCCUGAAGAUACACCAGCGCACUCACACAGGUGAGAAACCCUUCGUGUGCCAGGUGUGCGGGGCGGCGUUCACCCAGAAGCACACGCUGCUGGUCCACCUGCACAAGCACACCGGAGAGACGCCGUUUGUGUGCAGCGUGUGCUCCAAAGCCCUCGCCACCAAACACAGCCUGCAGGAGCACAUGAACCUCCACCAAGAAAACAAAUCCUUCUGCUGUGACAAGUGCGGGAAAAGCUUCACUCAGCAGAGGCAGCUAAAAAGUCACUACAGAGUCCACACGGGCAAGUCCCUUUCAGAGUGUGCUCAGUGCCACCGCAAGUUUUUGGACACGGCUCAGCUCAAAAAGCACCUGCGCACUCACACAGGUGAGAAGCCUUUCACCUGCGAGAUCUGCGGCAAGUGUUUUUCUGUCAAGAGCACUUUGCAGACGCACAUCAGAAUCCACAGAGGCGAAAAGCCGUACAGCUGCAGCGUGUGCGACAAGUCCUUCUCGGACGCCAGCGCCAGGCGCCGCCACGUGGCCUCCCACUCAGGGAAGAAGCCCUUCACCUGCUCGGAGUGCGGCCUCUCCUUCACACGUCUGGACAACCUGAAAACGCACGUCAACUCGCACGACAAGGAGAGGCGGGAGGCCUCGCCGCGAGGAGGAGGUGGCUCGCAGGUCCAGAAGUACCAUCUCACGCCGGGCUCGGGGCAGGAGAUCCAGCUGAUGGCGACGGAGGACAACGCCGACUUUGCCCACAGCGUCAUCACCUCCGAGGAGUCGUCGGCCCAGUCGGGGAACAGGACGAGCACGCAGGUGGGUCCGUCGGCGCACGUCAUCACGCUGAGCAAAGAGGCCAUGGAGCACCUGCGGACGCCGCACCUGCUCCGCCUGGCGCAAGGACCGGUCCGGCAGCAGCAGGGGGCGCCGCACGCUCAGGCCAUCCACGUCAGCAACCAGGCCGGCCAGCCCAUCUCUAUCAGCCAGACCAGCGAGCACAUCCCCAGCCACAACAUCCACGGACACACCUUCCAGAUACAAGCCGGGACCGUCUCCUGCCUCUACACCCCCGCCAGACCGCUGAGCUGACACUAGCGACACCACCCUCACCUGGCAGCUCCAACACCUGAUUUUUGCGCUCUACCUUCCACAUUUUUCAUCCGAUUCAAAGCGUUCCAACUUCAAACUGUUCAGCCUCUUCGGUGAAUGGCGGGCUUUCCCUUGACAAAUUCCAAAAAUUCCCAGAAUUCCAGGUUUCCCCGGACAUUUUUCCCAUUCAAAAUGAAUUGGCCGUUUUUCAAAGUUCCACCAUUUCCACAUUUUUCACCCAAUUCAAAGCGUUCCAUCUUCAAACUGUUCAGCCUCUUCGGGGAAUGGCGGGCUUUCCCUUGACAAAUUCCAAAAAUUUCCAGAUUUCCAAGAAUUCCAGGUUUUCCCGGACAUUUUUCCCAUUCAAAAUGAAUUGGCUGUUUUUCAAAGUACCACCAUUUCCACAUUUUUCACCCAAUUCAAAGUGUUCCAACUUCAAACUGUUCAGCCUCUUCGGGGAAUCGCGGGCUUUCCAUUGACAAAUUCCAAAAAUUCCCAGAUAUUCCAGGUUUUCCCGGACAUUUUUCCCAGUCAAAAUGAAUUGGCCGUUUUUCAAAGCUACGCCAUUUCCACAUUUUUCAACCUAUUCAAACCAUUCCACCUUCAACAUAUUCCACCAUUCUGGACAUUCAAACUUCCCCUUUUCCAAGUUCAAAAAAAUUCCAGGAUUUUCCAGAAUUCCUGCUUUUCCAAAGCCCUAUUUCCACCCUUUUUUCUGGUGACUACUCAUCCCACAUUUUCAACCCACUUCAACUGUUCCACCAUCAAAACAUUCCUCUUAAUCAGGACAAAAAACAAAGUUGUAUUUUGAACUGGAAAAAUUCCCGGUUUUUCUUGAAAUUCCAGGAAUUCCGUAAUACCAAAUCUCAAUUCAACAUGUUACUGCUUCAACAUUUCUCCGAUUUGAAAAAUGUCAACACCAACCAUUUCAACUCAUUCUGACCAUUCAAGUUGUUUACCAUUUUCCAAAAAAUUCCUGCUUUUCCCGAAAUUCCCAUUUUUUUCCAAGGAUAUUCUUCAAAGUUCCACAACUUCCACAUUUUUCAUCUGAUUCAAACUGUUCUAACUCCAAAAUAUUCAGCCUGUUCAGGAAUUGUGUGCUCUACUUAAAUCAAUUCUAAAAGAAAU
Molecule: messenger RNA, 3018 nt
Organism: Entelurus aequoreus (snake pipefish)
Lineage: Eukaryota; Metazoa; Chordata; Actinopteri; Syngnathiformes; Syngnathidae
Product: zinc finger and BTB domain-containing protein 24-like
Exons: 8
Coding region: 76-1890 (604 amino acids)
Biological process (GO): regulation of transcription by RNA polymerase II
Cellular component (GO): nucleus
Molecular function (GO): protein binding; DNA-binding transcription factor activity, RNA polymerase II-specific; RNA polymerase II cis-regulatory region sequence-specific DNA binding
Source: RefSeq, a predicted model, not a curated record